AUGAGCGAAAACGAGCUACUUAGACUGCUGAAGAGUCUGAGUGUCUCGCCCUCAUAUCGUUCCCACGGCCGUGGGGGUCCGAAGCGCUUCUUCGCUGCGGCGUCGUCGUUACCGCCGGGAGACUGGCUCUUGCGGCUGCCGACCAUCUUAGCCAAAGACCCUCGACGCAUCCACUCUUUGCCCGCAAAAGAGCUCGCCCUUUCUCUCCACGCCAUUUCUCGCCUCUGGCUCUCGGCAGGAUGGCGUCCCGACCACGGAGGCGGUGGACUUGAUUCGAGCGCUGAGAAACGCGCUACUGCAAAAACCUGCCGUUCUAGGCACCCUCACCGCCCUCGAGAGAACGGUGGAGAGAAAUUCGGGGGAACGCAGCGCCUGCCAGCUCGACAGGAUUCGAAUCCGAUGCGGGGCGAGGGGAAAACGGAUUGUUCGGAUAACAUUCAAGGCAUCCAUAGCGAAAGUUCAUCCCGAGACGCAUCUUGUCUCUCCGAUGUCUGGGAAUCGGACGCGACGGACCCUCACGAACUUUCUCUUAAACCGGGGUCGCCGUGGCUAUGGAUUUUUCGAGCCUUUGAGGAGGCUUGUACUUCCUGCCUUUUGAGGCAGCUUGCUCACUCCCGCAAUCACAUUGUUGGCUGGACAGCACGGCAGAGCUACGCGAAAAACCAGGACGGGAACGGACCCACCAUGUGCUCGGGGUUUGCUUCACUCCGUCCCUCUGGCUCCAGCGGCACAGCUGUGCCUUCCGAAGUCGAGACUGAGAGAGAAUCCUGUCAUCUCAACCGCAAGGCUUGUGCUUCCUCUUCCUUCGUCCCACCUUCCUUGUCGCCCAACUUGUCCCGGCUAAAAGCGAGCGAAUCCUUUUUUGCCGCGCGACGUCUACCUUCGCCGGUUGACUGGACUGACGACUUCCAAGCUGCUGCUCGUGGUAGAAGAGAAGAAACUCCAAAUCUUGGCUCCUUCCCCCCGGCGAGAAAAGCCGGUUUUGAGACGGUUUGUGACCCGUACACUCGAUCGAUGGUGACGGCACCCCCGCAUCUGCUGCUUCCUCAAGAUCUGUCCAUGUUUCUUUCUUCUCUCCUCUCCCUAGGCGUGCGUCCCUCUGCCCCGUUUCUCGCUGCGGCUUGCUGCUACGUCUUCGUCUACGCCCCUCAUUUCCCCCCUCAGGCCCUCGUACUGGCCGCCUACAACAUCUGUCGGACUGUCUCUCUGUCCCCGUCAGGGCGUGCUUUCGUCUCGCUCGAGCACGAAGGCUUCGCUUCUUCUCUUGACCACGCCUCUUCUCACCAGACCAACCUUAUUAGGCUUCUUCUGACGCAGUCAAUCGCCGUCUCUCCUCGUUUCCCUGAAGCUGCUGGUGGCUGUGUGUCAGCUUCGUCUCCGUCUGUCUUCCCGCCUUCGUUGCCUUCCUCUGGAGUCUGCUCGUCCGUCAGCGGAUUCUCCGAUGUCUCUCUCUCCCCUCAGUUCCCUUCCUCUCCAACGGCAACAGGAGUCCCUCCUUCCGUGCCUCCAGGCUCCCACGGCCACAGCGGCCGGAUGUCUCCGCAUGCGUCUGCACAGGGUUCACCCCCUCGAUUCGCCUCGCCUCUGCAGCUUCUCGCGGCCGCGCUCCUAGGGGAAAUGGCUGCAAAAAGUUCCACACUCAAGGCAGUCGACUGGUGCUGUGGACUCCAGGCGCUUCAUCUCCUGUCUUCCCUGAUCUCGCCUUUGAGCGCGAUCAGAGACAUAUCUUUAUCUCCUGUGAAGGACUCUUCUCGCUAUCCAUUGAACCUUUCGUGUUCUUCUCUUAGCGAUGCCUCUGCACAUCACACACAGUCUCCCUCGAGUUUCGGGUCGUUUUUAACUGGGGAACCGGGCUUUCCGUCGUUUUCCCCUUUCGGCCUGACGCGUGCUUCCCUCUCGUCGGAGUCAGUUUCUCCUUUAGCAGAGGCUCCUCUUUUUCGUGACUCCAAGUUCUCCUCGCUGCAGCACGAGACUGUGCGAGCAGCUUUGGAUUUGGCGGCACAUGUGGCGCAGACACCUGGCGGACAGCAGUCUCUGUUCGGUCUUGCGAAUCGUGGAAGCACAUCUGCGCCUCCUGAAGCUCUGCAGGCUCUUCUCAGGUUGCUCCCGCCACAGAUCCAGGACUUCCCUGCAACGUCUCUUUCGAACACAGCUCUCGCUGUGUCAAGACUCCACAAAAUUUUGAACCUUCUCUCGCCUCAGUCUUCGAGAGACGCCGCGUUCCCGGGUGCGUUCGAGCCCGCGUUGUCUCUGCGGCCCGGGAGCAGAAAAAGCCCGGCGAAUCGAAUUGAGGAAGGCCGAUCGAGUCUGGAUUCCCAGCCGCGCAUGCAUGAUGGCGAGAGUCCGCCUUCCGUCGCCGCGCUCUUCGCUCCGGUGUACAUCCAGCUCUGUCGUCGCAGCCGCCAGCUAAUCAGGGAACGACCUGGAUUGCCUCUUGUAUCGUGUGUGAUUCUUCUUUCUUCUCUAGUCGAUGGCUUGCGAGCUCUCAAAACCGGGCCGUCUCCUCCGUCGGUCUUCCCGGACACUUUCGGACUUUCGUCCAUCUCUGUGGAUUCCUCCCCUGACGCCGUUCCUCAAUUGUCGUUCCGGACGACUCCGCGUGUCUCCGCCCUAGAGAGCCAUCUGGAGGCGGAAAUUCUCUCUGUUUUUUCUGCCACGGUCCCUCUGCUCCUUUCUCCUACCGCGGUCCUGUCUCGCUCCUCUCGUGCUGCUUCCUCGCCGGAUCACACUGCCACAGGGAGUGUCUCUGCAGUUGCGGAGCUGUAUCCCAAGUGUCAACACGGUGCAGCGACUCACAGUUUCUCUGCUCGUCACGAGCCUCUCCGACUCGCUUGGGAUCCGGUGCCUCGGGACCUGGUGGACCUAGUCGGUUCCCUCUCUUUUAUGAUUGCACGGGUGCGCGAGAGCAGCCGAAAGAGUACACCAGAGCACUGCAGGAAUGAUGCAGUUGCGCCGUCGCCAUCUCCUUCGCAGACUGCCUCCAUCGAGGAUCUGCAGCUUCUUCUCAUGGCAUGUUCGACCCACGUCGUCGAGGCGCUGUCCGGUGUCGCGUCCGCAUGUCGGUCUUCUGCCUCGGUGUCAUUCGCUGAUCCUGACUCGUCCGAACAGCAGUCUUUCUCGUUUAGCCAAGUUGCGAACAGUCGGUCUUUGCCUGGCUCUUCUCGGCGCCCGGCAGCUGUCCUGACACCUCGAGAUGUCUCAACGAUUGCGCUGCACUUGCGUCGAUGUGACGGGCUGACGCCUGCUCUCUUCCGGGCCUUCUCGAACUUCCUGGCGGACCGCAAAGGCCACAGUCUCUUCACCGGCACUGACUUCUGUUGUUUCCUCGAAGCCUUAGUGCGCCUGGACCUGCCUGGGGCUUCGGCUCUGGAGGAAAAUCUGAAGCGGAGAUAUGAGACAAGGGCAGACAGCGGUGAAGCGCCAUUGUUCCCGAAAACAAAGGUGUUUGCCGCGGCAUGUGGCGAGAGACAGGAGACAAGCAUCGGUGGCACUCUCGCUUCUAGCGGGAAGCAUCGUGCGGUUGACGCGCCGCUGGAGCGCGAAGCGGCUCGGCUGUCUGUACACCUGCUGGACGGCGUGCUGCCUACGACGAUUUCCCGCUUCGACGCGCGAGCCCUGUCGAGUUUCGCCUUGUGGCUAGGACACCACUUCCAGAGUCUGCAAAUUUUCGAUCAGUCUGGGGUUCCCGGCGCCGUUUCUCGAGAGCUCUCGACAGAGGCUAGGAAGUCCUCGGCAGUUGCUGCAAGCUUUCCCUUGUCUACCGCAUUAGGUUCUUCCUGGAGUUCUCUCGAGGCGUCAAAUUGUUCAACUCACUUCCACGAGUUAAACCCUCUUCCCGCCCUUUCUUUGGUGGCUACCCGAGGCCAGCUGGAGCGCGCAGCGAACGUGCUUUUGAAGGAGGUUGCUCGGCGAUGUAUGACGUCUGUUUCAACUCCGGAUUUUUCGCAUUCUUCCUCCUCGUCUUCGCUGUUCUCAGAAGGCCGUUCUUACACUGCCUUGCUGUGUGGGCUGUGCAAGCUUCCUCGAGCGAUUGUCGUUUCUUCGCUCUCUGUCUCGCCAGGAAAACCGCGCCUUCGUGAAGCAUCAGACAGUCGAGGCAACACGCAAGCUGCCGGAGAACAAAGCGCCCGAGCGUCUUUUACUUCAGAAAGUCCCUGCUCGGCCAUGUGUGGGGUGUCUCCGUUGUCUCCGUCUCGUCCCGGUCGAACCGCCGAAGCGUCUGCCGGUUUUUCCGGAGAUCAGAGCCCAGGAAGGGGAACGCUGAGCUGCGGGAGCGCUCUGCCUCCGAGUGCAGAUGGAACUUGGUCAGCGAUUUUGCGAGUUUUACUGGACCCGGCGCGUGUGAAGGCAUUUUUGUCUUCUCCUCGGACCACUGAUGCCGAGUUCGCAGACUUCCUCUGGGCGGUUCGGCACUUGCCGCUUCUCCCUGCCUCUGCGCGUGUGCCUUCUUCUUCCUUCCCUUCUCUUCCUUCCUCGUGUGUAUACCACACACCUUCUUCUCCUCCUUGGUUUUCUUCUUCGUCUUCAGAGGCCUCGCCAGCUGACGACGACGAGGCUCUCCGGGGGCUCUCUGACCUUCGAGAGGACCUUCUGAAGCUUGCUCUCGGCUCGUUGGGAGCAUCGGGAGCAGACCAAGGAUCGUCGAGUGUCUCCGCCGCCUCCGACGCGUCAUUGCAAGCCCCUGCCGCCCUCUCGCUUCGGGUCUGUCAGUUGCCUGCUCCUCUUGCGGCGUCCACACGCAUGCAGCGGCUUCGUCGCGAUCCAGAAGCCCUUUCCCGGGUGUUUUUCUACACAGUUUUGCUGGGCGCUACCUCCGAAGAAGUCUUGAGUCUCUUUUACCCCGCGUUGCUUUCGUGCCUCGCUUCCACUUCACAUCGUCACGCUUCGCUCGAUUUCGCAGUGCCUGUGGAGGCCACAAAAACGCCUUUUCUUCAGCAGAGAGUCCUGAAGCCCGCGGCCUUCGUCCUCUCUGCCCUGCGCACCUUCCCGAACACUAGCCGCCGUCUCCGCGAACAGAAGCUGGCCGUUUGUGCCGCUGCUCUGUCCUUUCUGUCCUUCUCCUGUUCUUCUUCUUCGUCCGAUUGGGCUUCUUCUAGUAUGUCUUGUGCGUCGUUUCCAUCUCCUCUUUCUCCCCUUCCGAAUCCUGCGGCGUGCGUACAUGGGACACCUGGCCCGCUGACUGGUGUUCCAGUGGCUCUUGACUACGGUCGAAUGAUUGAAGCAGCGCUGGCCGCGGCGGCCGAACAACGAGUCAAUGAACCAGCAGAGGCUCUCGCCGCACUCAGCAGGUCCUUCCUCCGUUGGGCGCUGAACCAAGCAGCUUUAACGCCAGGCGCCUCAGGCAAGCACGUCCCUCAGGAGACGCCUGCCCUCACAUCCGGCUGGCGUUCGCUGGUCGUCCGCGUGGCCGUGGCACUUCGCUCUCUGGACUUUUCCUGCGCGCUGUUUCUCCUCCCUCUUCUGUCUCCAAUUUCUCACUCGCUCUCGGCUGUCUCGUGCAGUUCUUUCCAGCCCCGAAAGCAUGCAGAAAACGCGACUUCUUGGACUCGCACCUGCGCAAACGGUGUCUUUACUCCGCGUCUCAAGGCGACACCGCAGGCCCCGGUGCCAGGUUCGAUUCUCAGCUCUUCUGCUCUUCCCCCCGCCGUUUUCCCCCAGUUGUCUGAGCUUCUGCUGUGCAUCGUCUGCGCUGCGGGACCGCAUGUACGGCGCGAGCUGCAGAAGGUCGAGAGAAGAGGGAAGGGAGAUGCAGGGAAGGAGAGAAACGAGGAAGGAGAGUCCGUGAAGAUUCAAAAGCACUCGAGUAACCCGAGUUCCGUGUCUCCGCGUCCUCUGGUCGUCGUUCCCGAAUUCGAGGGAGGAUCUGACGACAGAUCCGAUAUCUGUCUCAUUCACAAACUGUACUUCGGGGAGGCUACAGUAGGCCUGCUGCAGACGCUUCUGGAACUCCACGCAAGUUCCCUCGGCUCUCAAACAAACGACGUUCAGCGCCGUCUCGUUUUUCUGUCCCUUUUCCUCAUCCUGCAAGAUGGAGUCUCUCUCGGACUUGCUCUGCCACUCGACUACGUUCGACUUUUGCAUGCUCUGAGCAUGAGCGUCGCCCUCGACGGAAGAAAAGGUGCCACUGGCCACGAAACGUUUUCGCCGAGCGCCGCGCAGGCAGCUGCUCUGAGCAAGGAAGCGACACUGUUCUCGCAGACCGGAAAUCUCCAGUCGGAAGAAAGACCGGACGAAACGUGGAACUUGAACUUUCCUGGCGCGGGCAGUGCAGAGAAACCUGAGAGCAGCGCACUUCACAAAGAGGUCCUCACUGUCACACAGCGUCUAGUGCAGCACGGCCGUUGGCCCGAGGAAAGCGAGGACCGACGCGAAAAAGCAAGUGUGUUGAACGAAGUGGAAUGGAGUCUGGAUGACGAAGUCCGCGACCAGGAAGAGCGGACAGUUGUCGCGGAGGCGCGCCUGGGCAGACUGUACUAUAUAGACAUCCUUGUCACGGGAAACCGGGGAAGAGAAGCGAAAAGCCCUGGCAUUGCGCAGGCGUGAGAUUUCGGCAUUCAAGUAUGAAUCAAAGCCGGCGCCCAGACGGCGUCGAUCGACGCAGUUUUGUCAACAGUGGAGAAGCCUCGCGUAGUGUGCAGACACCUGCCUGUCGUGACAAUUCCGUAAGUGGGGCUUUUGUCGUGCGCCAGUGCAAGUGCUUGCUACGCCUAAGAGCCAGUGGUUCAAGACGGAAACUGCGUUCAAAUGCUUCAGAAAACAUCACUUCCUCAGGAGACGAGUGGCCAAAACGGCAGGAUCUUGUUUCUUGAACCGAAAGUUCCCGGUUUCCGACCUGAUAUGGAUUCCUGGCUGACGUAAUCCUUCAAAAACUUUGGCGCAGCUAAGACAGAUCUGUUGUUCCUCCGCCUUUUUGAUAAAACAGACACCACCACGAGCCACAGGGACUGCAGCGUCUGGCACUGAAAUUGCGGAUCUAGCGAAAAGUGAUGUUUCAGAAAGAUUCCACAUUCUGCAAAAAUCCCUUUCGGUCAGGAGCAGCCACGCAGCUCGCUGCCACUGAUCCUACAGUUCCUCAAGCUGGAUUUCCCUGCUUCCCCUCCAAGGCGUCACAAUUUUCAGCACAGACACACGUUUUCAAAAGCGUCCAGCGUCGUUGACAAAUCAGCCGAACCUCCAAAAAGCACACUCCAUCCCUACCACAACAUGAACGUCCACACAUACACACAUACAUACGUACAUACCUAUAUCUGUUUCGGUGCAGAGGUGGAGAUUUGUGCAUGUGUCGACUGCAAAGUGUAAAAAUUAGCUUGAGUCUGGGGUGGAUUCUUUCGUGUGUGUGUUUGUUUGGGAGAGUUCUGCCGUGAGGACUUCCUUGGCGAGGUGUUGCGCGUC
Messenger RNA from Toxoplasma gondii ME49, 7392 nucleotides. RefSeq lists its product as hypothetical. The record is from RefSeq and is a predicted model, not a curated record. The coding region runs from base 1 to 6543 and encodes 2180 amino acids. The transcript is spliced from 8 exons. NCBI's taxonomy places the organism in Eukaryota, Apicomplexa, Conoidasida, Eucoccidiorida, Sarcocystidae.